Messenger RNA from Malania oleifera, 618 nucleotides. RefSeq lists its product as uncharacterized. Bases 1 to 618 code for a protein of 205 amino acids. The record is from RefSeq and is a predicted model, not a curated record. NCBI's taxonomy places the organism in Eukaryota, Viridiplantae, Streptophyta, Magnoliopsida, Santalales, Ximeniaceae. The transcript has 2 exons.
AUGAAGCCUGGGGGUUGCAGUGCCCACGCUAGUGGUGAUGAUGGGGCAGAACCCUCUACUACUGGUGGCGGUGAUUCAGAUGUAGUUCUACGUAGUGUAGCUCGGCACGUUAUAGCUAAGAUUGCACAGAGCUCUAGGGAGCAGGGAGGACCAACAGCAAACCAGGGCUACACCAUAGAGAAUUUUUCUAAAAUGAAUCCUCCGGUGUUUUCAGGAGGAGCUAAUCCUAAAGUUGCCAAAAACUGGAUGCAGGAGAUUAAGAAAAUACUAAUGGUCCUUUAUUGUACCGAUGAACAAAGGGUUCUAUAUGUUACAUAUAAGUUGACAGUUGCGACUGAGAGGUGGUGGACAACCGUGAAAUUGCUUGAGGAACAGAGACCCAUACCAGUGGGGCAACUGACAGUUCAACAAUAUGCAACAAAGUUUAUCAAGUUGUCACACUUUGCUCCCUACAUCGUUCCAGAUAAGUUGAAGAAGGCGAGAAUGUUUGAGAGGGGUUUGAGGCAUGACAUCCAUAGACAGGUGGUAGUACUAAAGAUGCAAGAUUUUUCCAAAUUAGUUGAUAGGGCCACAAUAGUAAAGGAGAGCAAUCAGAGGGAUAUGGGAACAUCGAGCUAG